CAGUGACUGGAAAAGAAUUAUCGCAUUGCACCAAGAUGGCUCUGAAAUGGAUUUCAGUUCUUCUGCUGAUACAAUUCAGUUGCUACUUUAGCUCUGGGAGUUGUGGAAAGGUGCUAGUGUGGCCCAUGGAAUACAGCCACUGGAUAAAUAUGAAGACAAUCCUGGAUAAACUUGUUAGCAGAGGCCACGAGGUGACUGUGUUGGCAUCUUCAGCUUCCAUUCUUGUUGAUUCCAGUGAAUCAUCUGCUAUUAAAUUUGAAGUUUAUCCUGCCUCUUUAACUAAAAAUGAUUUUGAGAAUGUUUUUUCGAAACUAAUUGCUGGAUGGAUAUACAAUAGUCCAAAAUAUACAUUCUGGGAAUAUUUUUCACGAGUACAAGAAAUGUUGUGGAAAUAUGGUAACUGUAUUAAAAAAUUCUGUGAAGAUUUAGUUUUGAACAAGAGACUUAUGACAAAAUUACAAGAGUCAAAGUUUGAUGUUGUUCUUGCGGAUGCCAUUGGUCCCUGUGGUGAGCUGCUGGCUGAACUUCUUAAAGUACCUUUUGUGUAUAGUCUCCGCGUCUCUCCCGGAUAUGUACUUGAGAAGCAUAGUGGAAGACUUCUAUUCCCAUCUUCUUAUGUGCCUAUUGCUAUGUCAGAAUUAAGUGAUCAAAUGACAUUUGUAGAGAGGGUAAAAAACAUGAUAUAUGUGCUUUAUUUUGACUUUUGGUUUCAAAUAUUUGAUUUAAAGAACUGGGACCAGUUUUACAGUGAUGUUCUAGGAAGACCCACUACAUUAUUUGAGACAAUGGGGAAAGCGGAAAUGUGGCUUUUUCGAACCUACUGGGAUUUUGAAUAUCCUCGCCCAAUCUUGCCGAAUGUUGAUUUUGUUGGAGGACUCCACUGUAAACCAGCCAAACCCCUGCCUAAGGAAAUGGAAGACUUUGUGCAGAGCUCUGGAGAAAAUGGUAUUGUGGUGUUUUCUCUGGGGUCAAUUGUCGGUAACAUCACAGAAGAAAGAGCCAGUGUGAUUGCGUCAGCUCUUGCUCAGAUCCCACAAAAGGUUCUAUGGAGAUAUGUUGGCAAGAAACCAAAUACUUUAGGAUCCAAUACUCGACUGUACAAGUGGUUGCCCCAGAAUGACCUUCUAGGUCACCCCAAAACCAAAGCUUUUAUAACUCAUGGUGGAGCCAAUGGCAUCUACGAGGCAAUCUACCAUGGGAUCCCUAUGGUGGGCAUUCCGUUGUUUGCGGAUCAACCUGAUAACAUUGCUCAUAUGAAGGCCAAGGGUGCAGCUAUUGGAGUGGACUUCAACAGGAUGUCCGGUACAGACUUGCUGAAUGCACUGAAGACAGUAAUUAAUGAUCCUUUCUAUAAACAGAAUACUAUGAAAUUAUCAAGAAUUCAUCAUGAUCAGCCAAUGAAGCCCCUGGAUCGGGCAGUCUUCUGGAUUGAGUUUGUCAUGCGCCACAAAGGAGCCAAACACCUUCGGGUCGCAGCCCACGACCUCACCUGGUUCCAGUACCAUUCUUUGGAUGUGAUUGGGUUCCUACUGAUCUGUGUGGCAACUGUGAUAUUCAUCAUCACAAAAUGUUGCCUGUUUUGUUUCCGAAAGCUUGUCAAAACAGGAAAGAAGGAGAAAAAGAAUUAGUUAUAUCAAAGGCCUGAAGCUGUAAUGACCAAAAACUAGGACUCCUCCAGUUAAUUCCAGCAUGAAGAGGCUGGAAUGGAGGAUUUCCUUCCUCCUGUGAGAAAACAACAUUUCACAAUUGACCCUGUUAAGUCAAAAGCUUAUUUUCCAGAGGCUAAGUUGGAAAUAUUCCAAGUCAAAUAUUUCAAACCUAGGAAAAAUUAAAAUAAUAUAAAAUCUUAUGAGUUAAUAUUUAAGGCUAUUAUUCUAAUUCACAAGUGACACAAAAAACUUUACUGAGCUUAACUAUAUUUUAUACAUUGUACAUGGAAAUAACUAUAUUCAGAAGUUCACUUACAGUGCCAAUACUGUUUUGCAAAUGCUCAGAAUACUUUGGCUUCAUUUUGACCAGAUUUCUCUUGUUUUUACUGUUGCCAAAGAAACUAUUCUAUAAUUAAAUUACAUGAUAUUGCAAGACCAGUAGUAUUGCUUGGCUUUUUCUAUGUAUCUAGACUCAGCAUCACUUUUUUUCCUAAAAGACAUUACAAGUGUAUCCCUCAAAUGAAAAAUGAUGUUCACAAUUAACAAAUUAAUAUACCACAUUAACAAAAUAAUGAAUAAUAAACAAUUGUUAUCUCAAUA
Sapajus apella (tufted capuchin) is the source of this 2249-nucleotide messenger RNA. RefSeq names its product UDP glucuronosyltransferase family 2 member B17 (gene UGT2B17). Bases 36 to 1628 code for a protein of 530 amino acids. The transcript has 6 exons. NCBI's taxonomy places the organism in Eukaryota, Metazoa, Chordata, Mammalia, Primates, Cebidae. The record is from RefSeq and is a predicted model, not a curated record. Gene Ontology annotation, molecular function: UDP-glycosyltransferase activity.